AUGACGGACAGCUUUUCAGUGGCCAUCAAACACAUCCUGAAAGAAGAUGUGGAGCAUGCACAAGUGGUCUUAAAUGGGAAGACCUCCAUGGUCCCACUGGAGGUUCUCCUCAUGACCAAAGUGGAAGGUGGACCAGCCUCAGUAGGCCCUUCUGCAGCAGUCUCUCUUCUAGACUGGUAUGACCUAGAGCAGGAGGUCCUUCUGGUCAUGGAAAGACCAUUCCCAUGUGUGAGUCUGCUGAAGUAUAUGGAGAACAGUGGACCCCUGAAGGAGGAUGUUGCUAAGGACAUCAUGAAGCAGCUGGUGGAUGCAGCCAUAACAAUGCACACCAAAGGCAUCUUCCACGGUAACAUCAAGGCCGAAAACCUGCUCCUUGAAACCGGCUCCAGUGACCCUCAAGUGCGGGUCAUCGACUUUGGAUGUGGCUGCUUGGUACAGGAAGAGCCAUACUUCAUCUUCUCUGGAACCUCAGCGUACGCCCCUCCAGAGUUGUUAACAUGCGGGAGGUAUGAGGCUGCCCCCACCACAGUAUGGCAGCUGGAUGCUCUGCUUUAUAAAAUGCUGGAUGCAGAGCAAUAUUUUUCCACCUUUGAGUUCCUUCGUGGAAGAAUUCAUUUCAACAAAGACCUCUCCCAAGGCUGCCAGAAAUUUUUGGAGCAGUGUUUAGCUACAAACCCAAAUCAGCGGGCCACCUUAGAGCAGAUUCAGCAGCACCCCUGGCUGCAGAAUCAAACUCACGUCAAACCUUAA
This is a messenger RNA of Archocentrus centrarchus (flier cichlid), 750 nucleotides long. RefSeq names its product serine/threonine-protein kinase pim-2-like. NCBI's taxonomy places the organism in Eukaryota, Metazoa, Chordata, Actinopteri, Cichliformes, Cichlidae. Gene Ontology annotation, cellular component: cytoplasm. The transcript has 6 exons. Gene Ontology annotation, molecular function: ATP binding; protein serine/threonine kinase activity. The record is from RefSeq and is a predicted model, not a curated record. The coding region runs from base 1 to 750 and encodes 249 amino acids. Gene Ontology annotation, biological process: regulation of mitotic cell cycle; protein autophosphorylation; negative regulation of apoptotic process.